This is a messenger RNA of Rubroshorea leprosula, 950 nucleotides long. NCBI's taxonomy places the organism in Eukaryota, Viridiplantae, Streptophyta, Magnoliopsida, Malvales, Dipterocarpaceae. The record is from the annotation of a GenBank genome assembly.
GUUUUCAUGUUAAAGAAUCAUCUUCUAAAGAUUUUAGGGUGAAAACUUUAUUGCGGCAAAUACUAAUUACUUGGACUUUCAGUCCAAUCCACCGACAAUCCACAGUCUCUCUCUCUCUCUCUCUGACAAAAAACCAAACAUGGUACAAUCAAGGAAGUACAGAGGUGUCCGGCAGCGUCAGUGGGGCUCUUGGGUGUCUGAAAUUCGCCACCCUUUACUGAAGAGAAGGGUAUGGCUGGGGACAUUUGAGACAGCAGAGGCAGCAGCUAGAGCUUAUGACCAAGCAGCAAUCUUGAUGAGCGGACAAAAUGCCAAGACCAAUUUUCCGGUAGCAAAGGGUCAGCCUGAUGAUGAUUCUGCACUGCCAGCCAAGGCACUAUCCGAGCUACUUAAUGCAAAGCUCCGGAAAUGUUGCAAAGAUCAGUCUCCUUCCUUGACUUGCCUGAGGCUUGACACUGACAAUUCCCAUAUUGGGGUUUGGCAGAAACGUGCAGGGGCAAGGUCAGGGUCCAACUGGGUCAUGAGGGUUGAGCUGGGGAAGUACAAGGACAGCAAGACAUCGGGGGUAAUGGAGGAGGGGACGGCGUUCUCAUCAGGGUCACCACGGGCUGAGGUUGAAGAAGCUGUGAGGGGAAUUGAUGAGGAAGAUGUCAUUGCAAUGCAGAUGAUAGAGGAACUUCUGAAUUGGAAUUGUCCUGUGACUUCUGAUUCAAAUGGUGUUUCAAAAGAAAGUACUUAAGUCCACCUCUUCAGGUGUGAUAUCUAUGGAUGUACAAUUUCUACAAGGCUUAGUUAAAGUCAGGCUAUAUGUCUUUUUUUCCUUUUUGAAUGGCCAGGCUAUAUGUCUUAAGAUGCUAGUAAUUCUGAAAUGUAUAUAUAUGUAUAAGGCCAUGUGUUUUGAUGUACUUCUCAAGAAAUGCAGAAACAGGUGUGGCAGUGAAUGAUGCCCC